Molecule: messenger RNA, 1491 nt
Organism: Adineta steineri
Lineage: Eukaryota; Metazoa; Rotifera; Eurotatoria; Adinetida; Adinetidae
Source: the annotation of a GenBank genome assembly
AUGUUCCCAGCAAUAAAUGAUGUACGAGAAGGUUUUAUAUGUCCACAAUGUCAUCUCGACAUGUCAACAAUGGAAAUGUUACAUGUACAUUUUCAAGAUGUUCAUAUGAAACAACCAUCAUCAGCUGUUAAAGGUUUAUUUUCAUUAGCAAAACAAAAAAUAAAAAGUGUACAAGAUAAUUUUACAGCAGCUCCUACUGAACAAACAAAUAUUUAUGCACAAUAUUUUUCAUUUGAUCAAAAUGAUACUUCAUUAAAACAACAACAACAAAUUGGAUUUAUUGGUUCGCAUAAUGAACAUUUUAAAAAAUUACGAAAACAAAAUAAUGAACAAAUAUCACGUGACACUUUUCGUCUUUUACUUCGACUUGGAAAAUUGACAACCAAUGAUGAGAAUGCACCAAAAAAUAGUAAUCCAAAAGAACGUCGAAAAUAUGAACAAAGUAUUGUUGAAUGGUUAGAUGAUUCAAAAGUAUCUUUAUGUCCAUCUUGUGCUAAACCAUUUGGAAUAUCUCGACGUAAACAUCAUUGCCGUCUUGAUGGAUUUGUUAUUUGUGAUGAAUGUUCACAAUUUCUUCCAUUUUCGAUGGCGCGAUAUUUAUCUGAACCAGAAGUAUCAUCAUUAUCAAAUAAAGUAACAACAAAUGGUGUAACACUUCAACGAUCAAAUAGUUUAACAAGUUUAGCAUCAUCUCAGGCAGGUGCUGAUGAUUCAAAUAUGAAUGGUAAAAAUGGAGUAAAUCAUGAGGAUUAUCUUCGUAUUUGCUUAUCUUGUCGGCAAGUACUACAACGACGUUACGAUCAAUUGUGUUUUACAAAGAUUGAUAAAGAUGAAGUUUUUCUUUAUUAUGAAAAAAUAGUUGAAGCACAAAAAGAACUGACUACUAUUCAUCCAAAAUAUUCAGCUAUUAUUGAAUCCCUUUUAAAUGGCGAUACAAAACAUCAAUUAAUCGAUGGACAACGAGCAUAUCGACAAUUAACUGCUUGUUAUGAAAAAAUUGAAUCUACAUCUAAAUACAUUUCAAAAUUAGGUGAAUCAUGUCCAAAUAUUGAUGAAGAUGAUACAUCAUCCCAAAUUCGGUACUCAGCACUUUGCCGAAAUAUACGAAUGUAUGCAGUACAUCUAUUACAAAAUUAUGCUAUAUCAACACGAAAAUUACCAAAUGAAGAUGAAAUAAAACGAGCACGUGAUGAACGAAUACGAAUAGUUGAAGAAAGAAACGAAUCAGAACGUGUAGCAAAAUUAGAAUUAGCUUCGAGAAUGAUACCAACAGAUUCUUCAACAAAAGUAAAAGCUGAAGUUUCAGGUUGGAGACCAAUGGUUGAUCGUAAUUUAUUAGCACAAAAUCAAGAAUUAAAUCCACUUAUCCAACAAGUUUAUCAAGUAACUGAAUAUAUUCGACAAGCUCAGAUAGCUGGACGUCAUGAUGAAGUUGAAUCAUUAAAAUUAAAUUUAAAAGACCUUGAACAAGCCAUGAAUAAUGCUCAAUAA